Fundulus heteroclitus (mummichog) is the source of this 5228-nucleotide messenger RNA. It is a transcript of the gene adra2b, whose product is annotated as adrenoceptor alpha 2B. Bases 1001 to 2587 code for a protein of 528 amino acids. Lineage: Eukaryota; Metazoa; Chordata; Actinopteri; Cyprinodontiformes; Fundulidae. The record is from RefSeq and is a predicted model, not a curated record. Gene Ontology annotation, cellular component: membrane. Gene Ontology annotation, molecular function: G protein-coupled receptor activity. Gene Ontology annotation, biological process: adenylate cyclase-activating adrenergic receptor signaling pathway. The transcript has 2 exons.
GUGAGGGGGGGCUUGCAGGGAUGAAGAGCGCGAAGAUCCCAUGACGCUCCACAAUGACAUCACCGGGUCUGAAAGAGGCGCAAGAGGCGGAUGGGAGGCACCCCCACUUAUUAGAUUUCGUCGGAAGGUCCUGCUCGCAAGAGAGGAUGCUGCUGCGCCUCGGCGAGGAAGUCGGGUGAUGUGCGCCAAUGGGACGGAUGAUUCUAGGCUUCUUCCCGAACUUCCAUCGCUCCACGGACCAAAAAAGCAACUCAUGAGAUCCACAGACCCGAGUCCUUAAAGCGGGGAUCGCUUUAUCAUGUGAGGAAACGUUUUAGGAACACAUCUGGCUCCGUGCGCCAGGUUGGAGAGCUCCAUGUUCACUUUUUGUUUUCCUUUUUGAUCAACCGACUGGAAACACUGGGACUGAGCCUUUGAAGUUAAGAACACGUUGAUUUCGUUAUGGAGUCAUCGUGAAAAAAUUCACUUUUUUCUCUUUGCUUUUACUUGUUUGAUAAGUGCGCGUUUCCAAACGAGUACGCACGCUCUGCACAUGUUCAAAUUUACCCUGAUCCAAUUUCUUAUAUAAUUGCAAUUAACAGAACUGUGUUAGAUCGUUUUUUUAUCUAAUUUAAUUGGAACACAAAUUAAUCAUCAAAGACAAACCGACCUGAAAAAAGAAGUGAGAACUCAUACUCUGCCCUGCUCUGUUUUAAUUCCAACCCGUUUUACUGUUGACUCGGUUCUGUCAACACAUGUUUUAUAACUCUGCAAGGACUGGCGCACCUCAUCAGAAUCAUUGCUUCUUCUUUUUUGGUCUUUUUUCUUUUUUUUUUUUCUUUUCUUUUUUGAGAAGAUUGAUACCGAGAGCUGAUAAGAAACCCGUCUAUGCGCUUUGACGCACUAACCUGCGGGUUUUGUGCUUCAAACGAACUUGGAGUUGAAAUGUUGCGGAGAAUUGCAAAGGAUCAUGUGAAGGCACAGAGAGAGAACUAGACGAACUGAGAUAAAUAAUCCGGGCAUGGCUUCAGCAGUGGAAGGCGGUUGCUCCAUGCUGCUCACCGGCUGGAACGGCAGUGCGAGCAGCUCCGGAGGCUCCGCGCCCUGCAACCAGAGCGUCCGAUCCCUCGCUCCUUAUUCCCCUGAAGCUACGGCGGUCUUCGCCACCGCCAUAACACUAAUGGUCGUCUUCACCAUCUUCGGAAACAUCAUGGUCAUUAUUGCCGUGCUGACCAGCAGGGCUCUGAGAGGUCCACAGAACCUGUUCCUGGUGUCUCUGGCUGCUGCGGACAUCUUAGUGGCCACUCUCAUCAUCCCCUUCUCCCUGGCCAACGAACUGUUAGGCUACUGGUACUUUAAAUCUCUGUGGUGUGAGAUCUACCUGGCGCUAGACGUGAUGUUCUGCACCUCCUCCAUCGUGCACCUGUGCGCCAUCUCAUUGGACCGCUACCUGUCCAUCUCCCGGGUCACUUAUGGGCGCCAGCGGACUCCCAGACGCAUCAAAGGCGCCAUUGUGGUGGUGUGGCUGAUCUCUUCCAUCAUUUCCUUCCCCCCUCUGCUCUCGCUCAACAAGAGGGAGGUUGGUGAUGCAUCAAGUGAGGGAGGACCUCAGUGCAGGUUGAAUGACGAGCGCUGGUACAUCUUGUACUCCACCAUAGGUUCCUUCUUCGCCCCCUGCCUCAUCAUGAUCCUGGUAUAUGUGAGAAUCUACCAAAUAGCCAAACAGAGAACACGCUGCCCACCUGGCGAACCCAGGAAGGAUGGGGUCGGCUGUGCAACUCCAAGUCAGCCUCCACGACACAUACAAGCCAACGGAAAGGAUGAUGAAGAAAGCACUCCCCCUUCAGCCAGCAAAACCUCAAAUGCCAGACCCCCCACUCUUGCUAUCACCCCUUCUCCAUCCCCGGGAGAUUCCCAAAGUCCCCAGAAUCCAAGCCCUAACAAUCUCCUGCAGCCCCCUUCUCAGUCUCCAGCCAUGUCUCCCACCACUAAUCCCCCGGACACCUCCCUUCAUGCCCCUUCAAACCCCUCCGCCAAGCCCGCACCCCAGUCUGCAUCCAAGACCAAGCAGGAGGUGAAGAAGGCCAAACAGCGGAGAGGAAAAAAGGCUGACAAUAACAAUGGCGACAGCUCAAGCACGGAAAGCGAUGCAGAGCACAGCCAGGGAGGGGGCCGAGGCAGCGUCAGCAUGCCGGGGUCACCUGCUGGAGGGGGCAUCCACUCCCCAGCCUCAGUGAAGCGCUACCGUGACAUGAUCGCCACUUCGAAGGGGGCGCGCCUGGUGCCAGGAAGGAAGUCAAGAACAGAGAACAAUCCGGGGGCUGCGAGGCGUAAGGCGAUGGUCAACAGAGAGAAGCGUUUCACCUUCGUCCUGGCAGUGGUCAUCGGCGUGUUUGUGGUCUGCUGGUUCCCCUUCUUUUUCUCCUACUCGUUAGAGGCGGUGUGCCCAGAGACCUGCACCAUUCCCAAACCGCUCUUUACGUUCUUCUUCUGGAUUGGCUACUGCAACUCUUGCCUUAACCCAGUCAUAUACACAAUCUUCAACAAAGACUUCAGAAAGGCUUUUAAAAAGAUUCUGUGCUCAAGCACCAAGGGUACUUUCUUUUAGCAUAUGAAUGUGCUGCGCAAGACGUGGACACAGAAAAAGCUUCUUCAGAGGCAAAGCAGAACAAUCAUUUGAACUUUUCAAACAAUCAAAGGGCUGUUUUAAAAAAAAUAUCUAAAUAUUAAAAUGUGGAGAUUCUGGUGUGAAAUUUAGAACCGAUGGACACUUUUUCAGCCACAAUGUGCAAACAUAGAAAUUUAACUGUGUUUUAAUCACUGGUUGAAGUUGAUAGACAUCGAUUUCUGUAUGAGAAGAGUUGGAAAGGGGAGCUGACUGCAUCAAACUGCUUGACGCUUCGGCGCUGCUGAUAAGAUUCCAAAUGCUGAUAGGACUCCUAAAGCAGCGCAUUAUCUCCAGAUAAUAUUAACUCUUGAGCACAGCGCUGCACAAAUGUACAUGAAGAUCCACAUUUUGCAGGAAACGUCCUGAGAACUAAGUUUUCAUUGUGAAUAAAGACUUUUUAAAUAUGUACAUAAGAACUGGCUAUAGAAAGGCAAGUGACCUUAGAUUCCUGUGUGCCAGGGGGCCUUUUAUUUAUCAGCACAGAGCACAAGGAGGACACAAGGUUAGCGGUGAUUUCUUACGUCUGUAGUCUUAAUUCGUCCUGCUGCAGGGCAAACAUGUGUUCCUUGAUUUUAAAGAGCAACAACAAGAGAAGGUUUCAAACGAUCUCAGAUGUGAUAGCACAAACAAGGGCGCCCUUUCAAAGGCAGCUCACAGACGUCUUAUGUGGAAAGCCACCUUUGCUCUUGGCUUUUGAAGGAGGUCCUAAAAUGGUUCCUACCUUCUUUUUUUUUCUUUUUCUUCUUCCUGUGCCACAGAACUAAAACGAGUCGUGGGUCACUUUAAAAUCAUGUGCAGGUUAUUGAUAUUUAGACCUCUUGACAUGUUGUUUCCUGUGUUUAACUGGACUGCCGUGUUUAAUGGACUGGGCCGCGAGGAUCUCAUCCGACAAGCUGGACUUUACGUAACAAUCAGAAGUGCGUUGAUCCUCCAUCAGAGCUCAUUAACCAUGAGGAGCAUCUGCUGAAGACUGAAAAAAAAAACUACAAUGUUAUUUAAAUUACAAGCGUUAUUUUCAGAGAAAAAAAAAACUGCUAGUAUUUACCAGGUAGACACUUAAGAGUGACUCUGGAAGGUGGAUGAACAAUGCAAUUAUGGGUGCUUGAUGUUCCCCUUAAUUACACCUACAGGGGUUAUGGUGAACAAUGUGUCUGAGUGGCUCUUCAGCGGCACACGGAACACGGGGUCACCCACAGCGGCUCCUCGCCGGGUCGCUGCAGGGAGGCGAGACAGGGUGGAUGGAUGGUGGAGGUACUGACAGUGAUGAAAACAAGAGAGUAAGAUGUGUCUAACUGUGAACGCCACAACAGGCUUAUUAUCGACUCUAUGGGACAAGGGCUGUCAGCAGUGACACACCAAUUUCCUAAUCCUGCUGACCUGUAUGAAUGUUUAUGUGUGUGUAUCUGCAUGUUGGGUGACUUUAUUGUUUGUUUUCUUCUGUAGAAACAGCCAGCGGCUCCGCUGGCUGCUAUGCUACAGAUCUACUGUAAAAUUGAUCAGAGCAGUGUCAAGAUUUGCAGGUACAGGCAACAUAUUACUGUCAGCGGAGGGGGAUCUCUACAUUGAAACAGUUCCUACCACGCUACAGUAAAAAGCCAGUGUUUCUCCUUGUGAUCUGAGUGCAUGGCUUUCCAGUAAGCUCCCUGCAGGGACCAAAGAGCCUCACAGAACACCAGCCUGACUCAGUGAUUUCUGGCUCUGUGAUGUAUUCAUCAAGUAUUCUUCGUUUUUGGUGUAUAUGAACGGGACGCACAGAUUGAAAAUUGAUUUGCUUUGCAUAUUCUGUCUGUUACCUAUUUAUUUGUAAUUAUACUAUGCUUUUAAUGCAGAGAAUUAAGCAAACUGAUCAAAGAGUGAGAAAACUGUACAGAUUUUUAAGUUCUUCUAUAAGAGUGAAAUUCUCUUUUUACCAUCAAAGUUCAUGCCUGGUGAGAGCGCAAUUUAUUUGAAGUAUUUUGCAAGGAGUCCAAAAUGCUACAUUUGCCCUUUCCAUCCAGUCAUAGUCGUGGGAACUCUUUCAUCAGAGCUACCACCACAUUCAGCAGGGUGUCCGUUGCUGCUGUUGUCAAACUUUCCUCAGAACAGCGAUCUAGCAUGGAAACAUCUACAGUACACAGAAACACCAAUGCAUAUAGCAUGGAGCUGCUGGGAGGUUUAAAUAUGAUUUAAUCAAAUAGAUAUGAGCCAGAGCUUUGUGCCCUUGUUUAACAGUUCCCUGGACUUGUUUUUAAAAAUCCAGCUUCAGUUCCAUAAAACAACAAUAAAAAGAAGCCACCAAGGUCACAUUUGUGUUUGUUUUCAAUAAAUUUGACUUGCAAAGAUGUUCAAACCUCAUCCAAUAUAGUCUUCUGUGACAAGUGUGCUACUUGAUUUAUUUAUAAAAGUCAAAAUUCAUGGCUUAAAGGUCACAGAUGCAGUUAAUUGCCAUCCUUCUGAAGCUGCCUGUUUUGUCUCUCCCCCAACCGUGUUUGGACCAAACUCCCGGGUCUAAGCUUUGCAAUCUACUACAUCCCAUCUGUCAUGGCCUCCCUCACCACCCCUCCAGUUUGGAAAUAAAGCAACUUGAAAAAGCAUGAGUCAU